Molecule: messenger RNA, 1641 nt
Organism: Verticillium alfalfae VaMs.102
Lineage: Eukaryota; Fungi; Ascomycota; Sordariomycetes; Glomerellales; Plectosphaerellaceae
Exons: 2
Coding region: 1-1641 (546 amino acids)
Source: RefSeq, a predicted model, not a curated record
AUGUACGAUCGCGAAACGGGCCAGGUAUACCGAGAGACCGUCGUGUCCGGUGCGCCGCGGGGGGCCGAAGCCGACUGGGCGCGACACGUCGAUCUGCCAUCCUGGAGGGGUCGUUCCGGCCGAGGCGUCCAGGGCCCCAGGUCCCUCGCCGACAUGGCCAUGCAUACUGUGGCCGAGAACAUCGGCUCUCUCUCUGACGACCAUCUCGGGCGGCACGUCUUGCCUGCGAGGAUUCUGUGGAGGAUCUGGCAUCUGUUGGAGAACCGCGGCGUCUGCUUCCAAGCAUGGAAGACCUUCUCCAAGCUCCUCCUCGCCGAGGACGAGGACAAGACGCUCGACCUCUACCGCUUCCGCCACCACAUCUGCCGGCCGUCCCAGGACCUCGCGCGCUACCUGCAGCCUCUGCAGUCCACGUCGGUCGACUUCCUGUGCCACCUCAGCAUCAACGGGCGGUGCGCCUUUGACACGAGCGAGCUCCUCGCGCUCGCCUCGCUGCGCAACCUCGCCGCCCUCGAGAUCAUCCAGCCCGCCGAUGCCGCGGCGCGCGCCAGCUUCCCCCGCGUCAGCGACCGCCUCGUGCGCUCGUGGUCCGAGGCCGCGGCCCCCUUUCCGCGGCUGCGCGUCCUGCGCCUCUGGGGCGACGACGCCGUCUCGCAGCACUCGCUGCCCUACCUCGCCCGCUUCCCCGCCCUGCGCCUCUACGACGUCCACGGCGCCCGCAGCGACUGGCCCGCCGCCGACGUCCUGGCCCAGCACCACGGCUGGACCGUCGGCGCCCCGCUCCACGGCCUGCAGGACUCGCUGCUGUGGUACCUCAUGCUGUUCGCGCCGCUCGACGAGGACGGGCGGACCACGCACGGCGGACCCGGCGUCACGCUGAAGGAGCUCGCGCGCGGCAUCGACGAGGGCCUCGUGAGCUUCGGCCAGAACGCGAGCCAGCCGCUCCGCUUCGCCGCCGAGCCGCCGCCGCCGUUCCUCGACGUCCUCAGCGACUCGGCGCGCGCGAACCGGUCGCUCUAUCUGGAUGCGCCGUCCUAUGACCUGCAGACCUGCAAGCGGUUUCCCUUUGAGACGUGGGCGUUUUUUCUCUGCGCCUUUCUCGAGCAGCAGGACCGGGCGCGAGUGGAAGCCGAGCGGCGGGACGAGUCCUCCGACAAGCAGCCCAGCCAGGAAAAGUCCUCAGACAGGCAGCUCAGGCAGGAAAAUUCCUCAGACAGGCAGCUCAGGCAGGACAAAUCCUCAGACAGGCAGCCAAGGCAGGGCAAAUCCUCGGACAAGCAGCCCAAGCAGGACAGUUCCCCAGACGAGCAGCCCAAGCACGCCCUGUCGGGCAACCUGCUGCUCCCCCCCAAGCCAAUGGCCUGCCUGCAGCUCGGCCACAGCGACAGGGCCGGCAUCUCGCCCGCCGUGGCCUAUGUCAGCCGCGGGCUGUUCGCCACGUCGCGCUACACGUUCUACCGCACGGGGGAGGCUGCCGCCGCCGUCGCGGGCGAGGGCAAAACCACGAGCAAGCGGCACCAGGAGGCGGCGGGGUUCAUGAAGCCCAGGGCCCAAACCUCGACGGUGGAGACGGGCUUGCCGCUGCGGCGGAGGAAGCGCAUGCGCAUGGACGAGCUGUUGGAGUCGUUCAUGAGGUCGUGA